Lolium rigidum is the source of this 2091-nucleotide messenger RNA. RefSeq lists its product as uncharacterized. The record is from RefSeq and is a predicted model, not a curated record. Bases 1 to 2091 code for a protein of 696 amino acids. NCBI's taxonomy places the organism in Eukaryota, Viridiplantae, Streptophyta, Magnoliopsida, Poales, Poaceae. The transcript has a single exon.
AUGGCUGCAGCAGCUUCCGUCGCCAGCACCAGCAGCAGGUUCAGCCGCAUGUGCAUCAGCGAGCAGCGGAUCUACGGGCCUAGGACGCUCGACGACGAGGCGCCCAUCGUCCCGAUAGAGGAGAGAGACGAGCUCAGAUCGGAGCUUCUCGGCAAGAUCGACGGCUGCUACCAACAGGCGAAGCUCCGUGGCGGGGUCGUCGCCGACGCCGGUUUCUGUUUCGGACUCCUAGACCCCGUCUCCAACAUCGUCGCCGGCGUCAUAAUUGCCAGCGCCGCCGUCGUGAAAGCCGACCCUGACCCCGCCGUGGUGCAGAGAAAACCAGGUCUUGCCGGGAACGUAGAGCAGCGGUCGCUCGACGGCCUCGUCGCCUUCCUGGCGGCACUCUUUCCCCACCUCAACGAAGCCAGGGCCAUGUGGUACCUCUGCAAAGCCGACCUGGAUCCCCUCGUCGCCGCACGCCUCGUCGUUCAUCACCGCGGUAUGGAGCAGAGUUUCGGGUUUACAUCCGACGCCACUGUCGCGGCCGUCGAGACGGCCCUCAGAUGCGCCGCGGCUGCCGCCCAGCAUCCAAGCCCGAAGCAGUUCGCGUCGGGGUGGAAGCUGCUUUCACAUUUUCUGGAGAGGGUCGCCGCCGUGAUAUCAGGUCCAUGUGCAGCCGUCGACCAGUUUCAGUCGAUUGCCAUCAAAGAUAUUCUGGUCAUGGAACCUCAAACAUCGGGUUUCAGUCUGGAGAAAUCAUGGGAACUUGCCUCUUCCCGCAUCCUCAAGCUCAGUCCAGACCCCUUUGUACGCAACAAGGUGAAUGUAUUUCCUGAUCGAUCCACGGUGAGGCGCGUGCUGCUCACUACCAUCCAUGGAUACUACCUGCAGGCACUUUCUCGGCUGCCCAAGGAGGGACUGCGCUCUCAGUACCACCAUAGCUUGCUCCACGCCGGACACUGCUAUGGUCCGCUGGAUCCCGUCUCCAACAUCAUCCUAAAUACAAUCUGGUAUAGCCGAGCUUUUCCUUUAGAGAAAAAAGUUGACCUAGAGGCGAUCAACAGCAAGGGCCUGCUGAGAAUCGCGGUCCGGUCCUUCUAUGGCCUUCUCUCCUUCCUCUGCACACGCUGCGCCACAGACAACCUCUCGCCCGAUGAAGCAAUGCAGCGGCUGCAGGCGGCGGGGGCCGAUCUCAGGAUCGCUGAUCCGAACCUCCUUGAUGAUUAUAACAAUGAUGAUGACAUGGUAUCUGCCAGCGUCGAACAAGCCUAUGUUGCUGCCGCCACCGCUGCGCUGCACCCCAAACCUCAUGACCAGGCACAGCUUCUCGGACCGUCUAAUAAGUCGAUGCCGCGCGUGGCCUCAGAUUAUCUCAAGGAUGGCGGCCACCUCUCGCAGGUGGAUGCUGACCACCUUGCCGAAUCUUUGUUCUCAUUUAGCGGGUCGGAGCGCCCCGAAACAACAAUCAAGGUGGUAAAUAGGCCGACCUACACGAGCAUGGAACAACUAACGAGCAAGUUCUGGAACCAUCACGCCGAAGUCGUCAGAACGGUGAAAUCUUUACUUGACGGAUACAGUCUGCAACAUGGCGUACCUAAAUACGAGCUGCAUGUCAUCUGCGGUGUCAAUGAGCGUGUCAAUGGCCCAGUGUACACGGCUCCUUUCAAGGGCACAUUUGGUUGCUCCCACGUUAAUUUUCUCGCUACCCAGUCUGCUGAUACACCUCCAACUCUCUUCUUUGCUGAAUUUCACAACGAUGGCGGCACUCAGGAGAGGGGCUUGUGUUGCCCUGUGGACAUCCCGCCACCAGGCACUGAACAAGUCCGUUGCCUUUACUGUGAGUAUGUCGGGACCAGGAUUGUGCAUCCAUCGCGGGGGAGUUUCCAUGGGAGUGGCAUAGAGUUUGAGAAGAUGUGGGGCGGAGAAAAACUUUAUUCUCAUUCGUACAACAACGAUGUCAUCAUCAUGAGAAGUCUCGAGGCAACUUUGUGGGUGGAUUAUCUAGAAGACGAUUGCAUAUACAACACCUAUCGUCUUGAUGAUAAACAUAUAGGCGUAAAGGCCUCCAUAAAGAAGGUGCUUCUUGAUAAAAAAAGUGGAUGGCAUUGA